AGCAAGUUUUUCAAGAUGUAUUAUUUAUACGAAGAUAAUUAUAGUUACAUUUGCGCAAUAUGUAUGUUCAAAUCCAGGACUCUGUUGGAAGUAACCCCAAAACGCCGUUUUCUUUUGGAGGCAAUAGUAUCUAUGGAGAAUCACACCGAACUUGCGGAGUAUGUAAGAACCUCCCAUUUGAUGCUCUGCAACGACUGCAGCCGGCUGGUCAACACUAUGCUGAAGUUUCAGCAGACUGUCGUCCGAGGACUCACGAAUUUGAUUGUUCUUCGUAAACUCUCCGAUGAGCGGUCACAGACAUCCCACAACCUGCCAGAAGUCAUCAACGCUGACACUGACUUACUGCUACCAGUUGUCAACGAGGAGAUAGUCUCUACUGCAGAUAGUCCUCCUCCGGUGUUCGAGCCGGUUGUAGGUAAAAACGCUCGUGGAUUGAAAAAUUGUAAAGUGGUCAGUUUGAAUGAAUUACGGAACUUGAAAAUUUCAGAACUUAUAAAUGUGUCGAACCAAAUAAAUUCGCCAAAAUACAGACCUCCGAUACUCAAAAAGGAGCCUAAAAAACAAAGGGAGUUGAAAAAGAAAGCCAAGCCUGAGGAAGAUGUGGACAGAUGUUGCGACUCUGACUUCUGUCUCUCUUGCAAUCCACAGAACGUGCCGGGGUGUCAGCUGCUAGUCACUAAAUCACAGAUGGACCAUGAAUAUAGUUCUACUAAUACGAAUGAAAUGGCAGUUUUACUCCCUAUUAAUAAUGCUAUAGAGAAACAUGAAUCGACAAACACAAUUCAGUCGAGUCAAGUGAAAAAGACGAAACUUAACCGACAACUAUAUCAAGCCAUCCAACUUGCUCUGAAGUCUCGCUCCAUAACAGACUUCGAUAUCGAUCAAUACGAGCCGGAAUCCAAAUCCGACUUUGAAUACGAACUCGACGACAUUCCAAACACAAAAAACCAUCAAAACCACUCAAACUCGACACAAGACGAUUUACUUGACGCCUCAAAGUCGUCAGAUCUCGGCGCAAAGUCGCCAGAUCACGACUCAAACUCCUCACAUACAAAGUCUUGCCCCGACUCAGAAGUUACACUCAGCUGUGAAUCAGACUAUGGAGGUCAUGACUCAAAGUCGUCACAUGACGGCUCAAAGUCGUGUUUUGACUCAGAAAUGACACUCAGUUGUGAGUCGGAUUAUGAAGAUGCGGAGAAUUUCCCGAAUAUCAUGCUCGCUAAGGCGUUCAGAGAUGUGGAGUGUAGAGUGGAAGAUGGAGAGAAGAAUGUUCAUGUCGUUUGGGACCCGCCGAGCGAGUGGCCUUGCUCUGUCGAGUGCUGCCCCCUCACUGAAGACGGUAGCAGCUCUGAUGAGGUUCCAGAGAUUCCAGAAGCAGACGACAAGCCCAAAACGAACGUGAGCCAGUGGCGCCGCAUCGAGUGCAAACUCUGUGGAAAGAAGUUCGUCUCGCUAUAUCGUCUAUUUGAACACUAUGAAAGGUGA
Molecule: messenger RNA, 1485 nt
Organism: Leguminivora glycinivorella
Lineage: Eukaryota; Metazoa; Arthropoda; Insecta; Lepidoptera; Tortricidae
Exons: 10
Coding region: 16-1485 (489 amino acids)
Source: RefSeq, a predicted model, not a curated record